Messenger RNA from Rotaria sp. Silwood1, 291 nucleotides. The record is from the annotation of a GenBank genome assembly. Lineage: Eukaryota; Metazoa; Rotifera; Eurotatoria; Philodinida; Philodinidae.
AUGGAUCGACGCCGACUAGCUUUAAUCUUUGGAAAUGAAGACUACAGUGGUACAGCAAAAUUAAAAAGUUGUGUUAAGGAUGCAGACGAUUUAGCAGUGGCAUUAACUAAUUUUGGUUUUCAAUGUACAAAAUAUCAUAAUUUGAAUAAACGUGCCAUGGAUAUUGCUAUCAGAGACUUUUGUGCCAUUAUUGCUGAUAAUGAUUGUAUUUUAAUAUAUUUUUCUGGACAUGGCAUGGAAGCUUGCUCAUGUUACAAUACAUGUUGUAUCCAAACAGUUGGAUUUGACUAA